Messenger RNA from Amborella trichopoda, 3177 nucleotides. RefSeq names its product GRAS family transcription factor (gene SHR). The record is from RefSeq and is a predicted model, not a curated record. NCBI's taxonomy places the organism in Eukaryota, Viridiplantae, Streptophyta, Magnoliopsida, Amborellales, Amborellaceae.
GGUGGUGGUUGUGAUGAGGGUGUUGCACGCGUUCAGCUUUUCUGACGUCCCAAGCCCUAUUCAAAAACCCUAACUCGCACGCCUGCCCCCACUCCCUCGUUCCCCAACAAAAAGAUGGCAAAGAAACCCUUAUAUUAAUUAAUUUAUUCCGAAAAUGCCCUCUCCAUGAGAAUCUAUAUUCACAUCUUUUCAUAACCCAUGUCAGGUCUCAAACUUUCAAUACCAAUCUUAAAAGGAAAAAACACCAUGUACUGCUGCCUCCCCACUAAGGCUAAAAAGCGCAAAAGGUAGGAGAUACCAAAACAAAGCAAGGAGCCCACCCUGCGCAAUCUAGAGAUAGAGAGAGAGAGCGAGAGAAAAUAAAGGAAGAAUCCUUGUAAUACCCUUUUCUUAUUUCAUGCUUUCCAAAACAAUCCAUAUGUUUUUCAAGCUCUUGAUUUCUUGCUCUAGUAUAUCAGAAUUUUUUUUUAUUUUUUUUUAUUUUUUUAAGGGGGGCCUUAAGUCGGUGGGGAUGACGACAAGUUCCUGCCUGUCUUGAAAUAGUCAAUUUUUUAAUUUGUUAGUGAGAAUGGAAGUCAAGAUCUUUAAUCGAAGAUCGCGUGGUACUACUACCAUGGCCUUAGCCUCAUUCUCGGACUGCUAUCACAACUUAAUUGUAGUGUCCUAUUUUUGUAUUUUUUUAGAUUAGUUUGGAUUGAAUUAUAGGACAAUUGGGAAUAAUUUCCUCGAUAAAACUUUAUUUAAAGUUAAAAAAUUGAGAAGUUAGGAAAUAUUAGUUAUCCCAAAUUAGAGGCAGUUUGGGUAUUUCACUCUGUCCCUUGAAAAUCAAUUUAGAAAGAGAUCCAUUCGAUCUCUCUCUCUCUCUCUCUCUCUCCCGAUAUAAGUUUUGAUGCUCAAUCCAUAUUCUCUCUCCCUGAGGAACAUUCAUUAGUCUCUUCCUCCAUCCCCUCACUCUCUCUCAAGAAUCUCUUUCUCUCUACCUCCAUGGAUUUGAUGAUCAAUCACCAGUCUCUAUUUCUUGAUGAUAGUUCAUCGGUCUCCUCCUCUCUUUCUUCGUAAUCAUUCCCCUCUCUCUCUUUCUUUCUCUCUCUCACUCAAUGGAGGACUCUCUCUUUCUUUCUCUCUCUACCUCCAUAUAUUUGAUGAUCAAGCAGCAGUUUCUAUUUCUUGAUGAUCAUUCAUUAGUCUCAUGCUCUCUUUCUUCAUGAUCAUUCCUCCCUCUCUCUUUUGUGUGAGCUUGAGUUGAGGGGUGGAUACUCUCAUGCAUCACCUCAAUCAACUUGCAUUCCACACACGCACACACACACUCUCUCUCUCUCUAGACCUCAUAGUUUCCAUAAGACCCAAAGAAACCUCCACUCUCUCUCUGUUUAACCCCCUAAAUCCAUGGUGUCUUUGCUCUUAAAUGGAUACUCUCUUUCGCCUUGUCACUUUCCACCAACCCCAACAAGAUCACCAUCACCACCACUCGUUCAACUCCUCAACCACUUCUCUCUCUUCAAUCCCCUCUCUCUCUUCAACUCCAUCUCUCUCUUCAAACCACCAGCCAUGCAACAUCAACAACCAAAGCCACAACCCUUUCAUGGAUGAAGAAGACUUCUCCUCCUCCUCUAACCCUAACCCUAAUCCUAACUUUGACCCGAGCCAGUUCAGCUCGCCAAAAUGGGCCCUAAAAGUGCUUGUCGAGUGCGCCAUGGCUAUAGAGACUCAGGACUCGACUCGGACACAGCACUUGCUCUGGGUCCUUAACGAGCUAUCGUCACCCUACGGCGACACGGACCAAAAACUCGCGGCCGCUUUUUUGCAGGCGCUAUUUUGCAAAGUAACAGACUCUGGCCGAAAAACUCACCGGAAUCUCGUGGCCGCCGCCGAGAAGAUGUACACCUUCGAAUCCACACGUCGCAUGAUGCUGAGAUUUCAGGAGGUGAGCCCAUGGACCACGUUCGGUCACGUGGCGGCAAAUGGCGCGUUGAUCGAGGCAAUGAAUGGCGAGAACAGGAUCCACAUCGUGGAUAUAAGUGGGACCUAUUGCACACAGUGGCCGACACUCCUGGAGGCCCUGGCGACACGCUCAGAUGACACUCCACAUGUGAGAAUCACCCAUGUACUCAGCAGUGUCGGCCCGGCCGGUCACCGCGUGUCGAGAGAGAUCGGCGCUAGGAUGGAGAAGUUCGCCCGUCUAAUGGGAGUGCCCUUUAACUUCUCCUCCCUCCACGUGGCGGAAAUUGAGGCCCUCAACCAUGAAAAUCUAAAGCUGCAAGAGGGUGAGGUCCUCGCCAUAAAUUGCAUUUUCUCGUUACACAAGGUGGGACCGACAAGCCGCGACACUGCCGUGUCGGCUCUUCGUCGGCUUGAUCCUAGGGUUUUGACCUUGGUGGAAGAGGAAGUUGACCUUGACUCCGACCGGGGACAAGGCUUCGCGGCUUGGCUCGGAGAGUGUGUCCGUUUCUUUAGGGCUUACCUGGAGUCUUUGGACGAGAGUUUCCCUAAAGCCAGUGAGGAGCGGCUCAUGUUGGAGCGCGCCAUGGCUCGAGCGGCAGUCGACUUGGUGGCUUGCCCGGCUGACGAGUCAAGAGAACGGCGCGAGCGGUCAGGUUGGUGGGCUAGGCGCAUGCGAGCCUGUGGUUUCGGUCCAGUGGGCUUCAGCGACGACGUUUUGGACGAUAUGAGAGCUCUGUUGAGGAGGUACAGAGAGGGGUGGAGCAUGGGCCUGGGCAGAGCCGAUGAUGAAGCAGGCAGUGGGGUUUAUUUGGAGUGGAAGGAGGAGCCCAUGGUUUGGGCCUCGGCCUGGAAGCCGUAGCCGAAAUUUCAGCCCCAAAAAUGGCGAAAAAGGUAUUAGGGUAGCGAAAGGAUUGGCCGUGCAUGAGUUGGUCAGAGAUUGGGCCGAAAUUUCGUGGUGUAAAUGGGGAAUGUUUCGCGAGAAAUUGGGAGCUGGGGUGAGCUGCUUUCAUAGAGUGAGGGAUGGUGGGGUGGGCCACGGCGUGUUAGUGCGGAGCUGCUUUUGAAGCUUUCUUUUGAAUAUGAAUGUGGAAAGGAGGAAUUGGUUCUUUUGAGGCCCACUUCAAAUUUGGCUUCUUUACUUAAAGCUAAAAGAGUGAGGCUUGUUUCAUUGCUUUUUAUUUUUUUCUCUUGUUUAUGUUGAUUUUUAAGGAAUGAGUUGUCUACUAUGUUGCGGAA